Messenger RNA from Malania oleifera, 1198 nucleotides. Its product is annotated as ras-related protein RABD2a. The record is from RefSeq and is a predicted model, not a curated record. Lineage: Eukaryota; Viridiplantae; Streptophyta; Magnoliopsida; Santalales; Ximeniaceae. The coding region runs from base 248 to 859 and encodes 203 amino acids. Gene Ontology annotation, molecular function: GTP binding; GTPase activity. The transcript is spliced from 8 exons.
GUGCUUGGGUCAGACCGAUAAAAAAAGGGAUCUUAUUAAUCCAACAUGAACCGCCGCCACUUUUCAUUUCCUUCCUGUUUUCGUUCCACAUUUAAAAUUUCUUUCUUCUCUCUCUCUCUCUCCUCUCUGCCGACUUUCGUCGGCGAAGAUCCGAGUGAUUUAGCCCAGCAUAUCGCCGGAAAUCCACUGUCUCCGGCGUCUUCAUCCUCAUCCAUCGCAAUUCGCCUUCUUUUCUCAAGUUACAGUUAUGAAUCCAGAAUAUGAUUAUCUAUUCAAGCUUUUGCUUAUUGGAGAUUCUGGGGUUGGCAAAUCGUGUCUUCUUUUAAGGUUUGCGGAUGACUCAUAUUUGGAGAGCUACAUAAGCACCAUUGGAGUUGAUUUUAAAAUACGAACUGUGGAGCAAGAUGGGAAGACCAUUAAACUUCAAAUUUGGGAUACUGCUGGGCAAGAAAGAUUUAGGACAAUCACUAGCAGCUACUAUCGUGGGGCGCAUGGCAUUAUAGUGGUUUAUGAUGUCACUGACCAAGAGAGCUUCAACAACGUCAAGCAAUGGCUGAAUGAGAUUGAUCGCUAUGCUAGUGAUAGUGUCAACAAACUUCUGGUUGGCAACAAGAGUGAUCUCACUGCAAAUAAAGUUGUGUCAUAUGAAACCGCGAAGGCAUUUGCGGAUGAAAUUGGCAUUCCUUUUAUGGAAACCAGCGCAAAAGAUGCCACUAAUGUGGAGCAUGCUUUCAUGGCCAUGGCUGCUGCAAUCAAGGAUAGAAUGGCAAGCCAACCAUCCAUGAACAAUGCCAGGCCUCCAACAGUGCAGAUCCGAGGUCAGCCAGUUGCACAAAAGAGCGGUUGUUGCUCAUCCUAAGCACAAGGAGGUACUAGUUCGCCUUCCUGUGCCUAGUCUGAUGGAUUCCCCACUGUGUAUGACCUCUUUCAUCAGUUUCUUUAAAUUGAAGAUAGCCUAUUUUGAACCAGCCUCAUUUUCUUUUGGUUCACUUGUUUGAAUGUGUUUUGUGCAGCAGAUGCCAUUCUUUUCUACAUGUCAUGGAAAAAUCUGUAAAAAGUAGGAACACUAAUCAAUGCCAGAUUCAUUUCUGCUUUCUAUUCUAUAAAAUUUGUACGCUGCCUCCCUCCUUCCCAAUUUCACGUUGAACAAUGGAUCCUAGCACUUGCUAAUAAUGAAUGGAUGUUCGCUUCAACAUUA